AACACUCCCCAGCUCAAGCUCAGCCUGCUCUCACACUCCAUAGAUCGACCUUGGCUCACCGUACGUAAGCUCGAGCCAGCACCGACCACCUGCAGUAGCAAUGGACAUGACCGGCUCCGAUCAGCAGCGGAGCUCCCCGUCCUCGCCGUCGUCCUCCUCGCACCUGAAGCGUCCCGCCGGGCGCACCAAGUUCAAGGAGACGCGCCACCCGGUGUACCGCGGCGUGCGGCGCCGCGGCAGCGCCGGCCGGUGGGUGUGCGAGGUGCGCGUCCCCGGCAAGCGCGGCGAGCGGCUGUGGCUCGGCACGCACCUCACUGCCGAGGCGGCCGCGCGAGCGUACGACGCCGCCAUGCUCUGCCUGAUCGGCCCCUCCACCCAGUGUCUCAACUUCGCCGACUCCGCCUGGCUCCUCGCGGUGCCGUCCGCGCUCCCCGACUUUGCAGACGUCCGGCGCGCGGCUCUCAGCGCUGUCGCAGACUUCCAGCGCCGGGAGGCUGCCAGCGGCGCCGCCACCAGGUCCCUGGACGCCACCGUUCCCGUCGAUGAUGGAACCUGUAGCCAAUCCGCGCAGUCGUCCAUGGAAAAUACCGGCUCAUCAUGGACGUCGUCGUCCCUGCCGUCUGGCAACGGAAUGUUUGAGGUGCCGGCCACACUAGGCUGCGACAUGUUCGAGCUGGAUAUGUCCGGGGAAAUGGACCUGGACACAUACUAUGCGUACUUCGCGGAGGGGCUUCUCCUCGAGCCGCCGCAACCGCCGGUCGCCGGCGCGUGCUGGGACACCGAAGGCGGCGGAGCAGACGCCGCGCUCUGGAGCUACUAAAAUACUCCAGCCAGCUGCUUUGACUCUAUGCAUGGAACAAACCGAAGCUGUUCCCUGUCAGCAUAAUAAAAUUGUGGAACUUGAACCCAUCAAAUCCUGUGACGUACCUGCAAACAAACGGAGUUCUAAGCUGCGCAGAAGAACAAAAAAACGACACACGAAAGGACAUCGCUGCUUGAUGAAUAAAAAU
Triticum aestivum (bread wheat) is the source of this 1010-nucleotide messenger RNA. Its product is annotated as dehydration-responsive element-binding protein 1H. Lineage: Eukaryota; Viridiplantae; Streptophyta; Magnoliopsida; Poales; Poaceae. The record is from RefSeq and is a predicted model, not a curated record. Bases 101 to 820 code for a protein of 239 amino acids. Gene Ontology annotation, molecular function: DNA-binding transcription factor activity; DNA binding. Gene Ontology annotation, biological process: regulation of DNA-templated transcription. The transcript has a single exon.